UUUUGUGCUCUGUUGUAUAUGAGUGCGUUGUUGUUGUUCUUGUGUUUUCCCCUUGGUAGCCGCCGCUGCAAAGUGAGCAAAUUUGACAGCUGGAGGAGAGCUGCCGCCUUGCUGCAAUAAACCGGUGGCUGGGAUAAGAAUUAAUAGCACCUUGCCAUUUACUUUAAACGUCUGUGAUUUCUGUAGUUGGGCUGUUUAUUUAAACAAUGACCCAAGAACUGCCACCCAUAGUAUUAAAAGAUAAAGAACUAAUCAAAUAUCGCCGAUUAAAGCGUAAAUAUCCGGUGUCCCGUGAGUUUCUUCAUCUGAAUUGGAAUAAAGUCAAACGCUUCAUAUUAUACGCACUGACACCACGCUGUGUAAUACGGAAUUAUGCCUGGCGAAAGCCUCGGCAGAAUCGUGUCCUCAUCGUGAGACGCGUCCGAUUGCUGCUCUUUGAUCCGCGCUUGAAGCGUAUGAUCGUGAGACGAAAACAGAACACCAAGCAGUGGUCCAAGAGCAUUGUUUACUAUUAUAAGCAAAUGGGGCGCAUCGAGGAAUACGAGGAGACUGAGCUUUACGACGUGGCUGAGCCGCUGGGAGCAGAGGAAUUAUCCAAGAAGAUGAAACAACAAUUGGAAUUACUAAAAAGUGGCAAGAGAAGCUUGUCACUAAUAGAAGAUGCCAAUAAAAACGUGGAAAUCUUAUCAGAGAGCACACAGGAGAGAGAUGAGCAGACCGAACAAGGGGAGUUAAACAAACUCCCUGAGGUGGAGGAGCAACUUAAUCAAGAGAAACAAAUGGAUAGUCAAGAGGUGGAGCCAAGUCAGGCUGAGGAACAAGACAAGGUAGAGCAGGCUGAAAAGCAAGCGCCUGAGGAGCAGGAUACACAGGCGGAGGAAGAGGAACCCCAUCAAACGUCAAAAAUAAAUGAUGAAAUUACUCCCACAAAGGCUACCCUAUGUGAAGUUCCUGCCACUCCCAGCAAAGAACAACAAACCGCCAGUACCUGCUCCAGCACCGAAAAAUCCGAUGCCGCUGGUGGUGGUGGCUCUAAAUUCUUGGACAUGCUUAUGAGUAAAGUGCGUGUCAAGAAUUUUGCCCAUGAAUCGAAUAUACCCACAGAAGAGUUCUCUCCAGUACGUGAAACACCUAUAGAGGAUGAUACUAUGAGUGAAGAUUUUGUUGGAUUCGAUGAAAGUGUCCAUCAGCCUGGAAUGUUACUUACUCCACUCGUACCGCAAAGUUACAAAACAUUGGAGAAAAAUUCGGCCUUCGUGUCCGAUUCUUUAGACGCUUAUAUGCUUAAACAUCACGUCAACGAUGACAUGGACAAGGAGAAACUGCUCGAGCCCAUGUGGCAAGAUGGUCAAGUGACGCCACAUAGUGUGGCUCCACUUAUGGAUAUGCCUGUCGUCCCGGAAGCCUUGCAACGCCUACGUACAGUUGGUGAACGACGUUACUAUUUGCAACGUUGCAAGAACCAAACGAUGGUCAUCAUCAACAAUGAGGCCAAUAUUUACAGGGAACUGCAGCGUAAACAGCGUCAGAAGAAGGUGAAAAUUGGAGCCAUGCAACUGCUUCAGCAGCACACUACACAGAUGCCCUUCACUCGACAGGGUUGGCAGGCAGCUAGCUAUGUGGCCACCGAAGAGUUUAACUAUUAUUAUCAGGUGAUACAGAUUGAUGGGGAAAUUAUCAGAUUACCCGGUGCUCAAGGCAAUAAUAUGGUACGAGAGAAGCAGCCAUACAGCAGUAAGUUAACUGCCGAAGAGACUGCCACCCUGCGUUGUAACAUUUCGUGCAUUGAUGCCACACUAUGCCAUGAACUCAAAGUUGUGUCCACCAAAAUGGAAAAAUCGUCAAAGCAAAAGAGACUCAAUCAAUUCCCACUACCCGCCAUCUUUCGACCGUGUCCAUUGAGUAAAAAGCCUUUCCAAAAGCCUCUCGAUGAUGAUACAGCCGCUUUGCUUCUGGCCGGUGGUAGUAUGGCUGUCGUAAGCAUGCCCACUGUCCAGCUCGAAGUUAUGCCCCAAUUGGGACGGCCGCUAAAUGAGAUUGCCAAGCGUUAUCUGCAGCAUAUACUACCGCAUCAUGACAUCACAAGGGAGUGGGCCGAAUUCAGUGUUUCUACAUUGCAGGAGCCACCGAAUUGUAUGCGGGAGGCCGAGGAGCAAGCAUCACAAACUCCAGCUGGACGGCGUAAAAGUUUUACAUUUGUCAUUCCAUAUUUAAAUGAUCGUAAUCAUAUACUGGUGCGACGAGUCGUUGAUCGUUCCGAGCAAAUGGAUGCAAGUUUCCAACAGGCUCCCGACGAGCUGCAGCAAUUUGAGUUUCAUAAGCUAUUGCCAGCUGAGCCCGCGGAUGAUUUGCUAGACUGUGCGAAUAUGAUCAAUGACAUGAUCAAUACGGUGGCCAUCAGUUGUAGUGAGAAUAGCUUUAUUAGUGAGGAUCCGGAUGCUUUAAAUGGUGAAACUAUUAUGACAACACCACAGUUAAGUCCCACCAAAGAGGAAGCUCUUAAGGAGCAUGGAACUGGAGUUGAACGAUCUGGUGGCAAACAGAAAGGUCGUCCGGAUAAGAAAAAACGUUUGGCCAAUGAAUUGCGUCGUCUUAAUGCCACCAUUAUUGAUGCAGAUGCCAAGGAUGCAGAUGCCAACAAGCCGUGUGGCAAGCCCUAUUGCCAGUUGGGUUGUGUCUGUGCCAGUCUGGCAGGAACAGAUUUACCUGUGCGGGAUCAUUGUGCUCAAGCUGAAUGUGUAUUGAAUUGCCGUUGUCUGGGUGGCGAGCAAAGUCGUGUAAUGCGCGUGGAAACAGCUGAUGGUCGUGGUAUAUCCAAUGAGGAUGCCUUCAAUUUGCGUCGCAAGGCCACGGCACGUUUGGCAAAAAUGGAAAAGGACUUUACCUCCACUCUGGUGCUCACUGAGAAUGAAACAUUGCUGAUAAAUGAAUCUCAGGGGGAUAAGAAACGACGCUGUACCAAGGCACCCAAACGCUAUGAAGACUUUGAUGACGAGAGCAAAGUGGAUGACACCAAAUCCCAUAAUCAGCGUCCAGUAAAACCCGGGGUAAAGCGAAUUGUGGGCAGACAUAGUGGACUAUCCGCCUCCGUGGAUCAUCCAGUGGCCAACAGUGUGCUAAAUGGUGAAACAUGCACCGUAAAAGAUAUCGAUAUGUCUCAGCUUAAACAUUGCUUUGUGGGUCUGCGGCGUUUACCUGAUGUGGAUAAUCUGGCCACUUUCUGUAUGACCCAUCAAUUGUAUAAAUGUUUCUGCGGUGGCGAGUCCGCCGAAGGCAAGCCAGUGAUCAUUGAGAAAGAAACGGAUGCUCUGCCCACGCACUUUAAUCCAGGUCUGGCUGUUCGAGCCCAUUACAGUUUUGAGCGUCCGCCGGAAGAGCCAGCGUCAACGCAACAGAAAAAGAAGCAGCGUAAGGAAAAACAACAAAAACCCACGAAGCAGCAGCAGCAACAACAGCAACAGCCAAAACAGUUGACGCCUCAGCUGGAUAUGAGUGUGAAGGAGGACGAAAAACCCAAAGUCGAGGUCAAGAAAUCUCCAAAGCCAACACCAACAAAUAUAAAGGAGGAGAAAAAAGAAAUCAAAUAUAUGGUGCGAGAGCCACCACCACCGUCACCAGCGCCUUUGCAGCGUUCCAAUGAGCUGGAUAUUAUAUUUAGCUUCUUUCGAUCUCGUCCAUAUCUCAGUCGUCGUGUGGUCUCAGUUCCUCGGAAUUGCUAUCUAAGGAUUAAUCGUCGACGCGCUCAGAUUGUGCGUGAAAUGAUCGCCAAGGAAGAGACACAGGAGACCAAAGAAUUGCUUACGAAGCGCAUUCAUGGAGCAGUUAGUUUCUAUCGCAAGGCUUUGGAUCAGCAGCGACAAACUGAAUUGGAUCAGAAGCAACAAAGGACCAAUACGAUGACGGACCCCACUCCUCCUCCAGUGAUUGUGGUGCGUGAUGAUUCCGAUGAAGGUCAAACGAACAAUGUUAGCCUGCUUAAACGAAAGAGUCUGCCAGUGGAAUCCACAGAGACCACAAGUGCAAAGCGUUUGAAAACUGUCAUCAAACGAGAGGAAAACGUCUCGGAUAUUCAAAUGCCAAAAAUUGCUGCCUGUUAUUCGCUUAAUAGUGCUUCUGCGGAUAUUCUCAAUUCGGGCAUGAGUUCGAAAGCGGCUGCUGCUGCCGCUGCUGCAGCUGCAGCCGCCGCCGCCUCAUCUGAUGGAGGAGAUGGUGGCAUGGACAUGGAUGGGAGUAGCAGCAUUGAUGAUGAUGUCAGUGAAUCUUCAAAUUUCCGCGCCUUCUACAAUGAGGUGGUCAAGAAUAUGAACACCUUGGUGAGCAAAAAAAUGCAGGACAUCGAUCUGGCCCUGCAGCGUGAGAGUAAAGUCAUUCCAGUGCCCAAUGAGGAGAUCCUUUGCAUAAUCAAAUGGACGAAUUUCAUGGCUGCCUUUGAGUCGAGUUUCGUCUUCAUUUGGGAUGUACAAAUGAAGAAUUAUAAUUUCCUGGCUGCCACAGCGACCAACAUGAUGCCAUCGGUGUGCGGAGCCAUUGGUGUGGUCAAUACGCGUUUUGCUCCCGAUCCCCAGGCCUUGCCCGUUAUGGCCCGAAUGCUGCUGGAGGGUAAAGUGAAUGAAAAUACCCGACGAUUGGCUGUGGUGAUGCAGGGACGUAAGAACUAUUGGUUGGUCAAGGGUUUCCUGCGUCACAUGGAGGGCAAUGCCUGUACCAAACCCACACCACAGACUCAUCCAUUGUUGACGAAAAAGAUUAAUGUGCUGUGCUCGUUGUUGGUGAAGCAGCGUAUACGGGAACAUCAACGAAAAAUGCAAUCCCAGAAAUCGGAUGGAGCGUCAUCGGUGGCUGCCGGCAGUGAGUUACCAGUUCCUAAACCACUUCCCGCAGUGGAGGCGGCGCCUCCUGCAACCAUUCGACCAGCAGUUAGUUUACCAACUCCGGCCCCCUCCACCUUGAGUGGUGCUGCCAAAAAACCGAGUGUUGCGCCCGAAACAAUUUCGGAUUCGUCUCAACUGAAGGAUGCCUCUCACAAGAUUCGCAGCAAUAUCGAGUUCCGUAAGGUCCAGCACAGCGAUGUUGAUGAAUUGCAGAUUCCAGAACUUCAUACCACCGACCAUCGUUGGGUCGUACUUGAUCUCUAUGAUGAUUUCUCGCAUAUCUAUGUGCCAGCCUUUCGGGACAUGAUCUCGUUGGAUCGCAUACACAAUGUAAUGCGCGUGUCCAGUGAGAAGCAGAAAGUAGUGAAGCUACAAUUCUUUCAAAAUGCCCCCUAUGAUGCAUUUGUGACGCCCUCGUCGCGACGAAAGAUUUACUUUGGUCCACUCAAACUGGACAUGAAGCCGCCAGUGCUAGUUCUGCUGCAAAGUGUCGAUGGCAAAAUGAUGCUGCGGGAGGUCUAUCAAAAGGAACAUUCCAUUCCCGUUCAGCGUAAUCGCCGGAGCAUGGCAUUCUGGGUGCUUCAUGUGAAUGGACAAGUGCAUUUCGAAAUUGAUCUGGCAACAUCGGUCAAAGUAGAGAAUCAGCCAAAUCUAAAGCCUGGAACUUCGCAGGAGAUGGUGAAUCAUAAUUUAAGCGAAGCUGUGGUCGUCAUUGACAGCGAUGAGGAAGACGAAGUUCAAGUGAAACGUCCAAUCAAAAAGGAGGCUAUGCCCCUCAAUCCAGAUCUGGCGGAACAGUCUCGAAUCAAUUUCACAAUUAGUGCGAUGCCCAACAAUGGUGGUCUUAAGAUUACACCUGGCGGUGUUUCGGAUCCGUCGGCAAAUGUUUCUACAGUUUCUACCAUGGAUCAGGUCACUUCCAAUUUAUCUGCGGGCUUUGUACCCUUCAUAGCAAAAGUUCCAGCCUUGCCUGGCCAGUUGCCCACUUCGCCGCAAUUCCUUAAUCCGCAAGUGCAGCUCACCAAGACAUCACUUUCGAUGGCAGAUUCGCAAACAUCGAUUGAGCCACCACCUGCCAAAAUCAGUCGACUCAGUUCGGAGGGCCAAAAUAACAAGAUGAAUGAGUCCUUGCAGGAUCUGAUUAGUAAUACAGCUUUACCAGGAGGCAUCACAAUCACCAAGGUGGGCAAAAAGACAGCAGCAGCAGCAGACCCAACCACACAGGACUCUGUUAAAAUUGGCUACAAGCGUACUGCCAGUGGAGUGACCAAACCGAUACCUACAUCGGUAGCAGCAGGAGCAGCAGUACCCGCAGGAUCACAGCCCACUAUAGUUAAACAAACGGCCACGUCUAUUACAGUUGCAAAACUUCCAGUGCGUCCAAAUCCUUCUCCUGCUUCACUACAGUCUGCCAAAGGCUUGAUGCCUAAAACUGAGAAAGGGAUCAAGCUGUUGCCUAUAGCGCGUCCUUCCAAUGCAGUACGACAAUCUCUGCCAAAUGAUGAUGCUGAUCUGGAGCAACUGGGGACAGAGGGGGGUCGAAAAUCGCUGCCUAGCAAAAUGUCUCUAGGUCAAUAUUUGCCGAAAAAGAAAUGCCCACCAAAUCCAACUCCACUUAAUCCAAAGCUAACAAUUUCGGAGGCGACGUCCCUGGCGACUGCAGUUCCAUCAUUAACACCAGCACCUCCAACUGGGCGACAAUCAUUGCCUAUGAAGCUGCCUGUUUUACCCACUUCCAGUCGAACUGAGAAGCCAACGGCAGCAGCAGCAGUCUCUCGCAAAUCCUUACCCACCAUUGUGGGAGCAGCUAACAGCCAGCAGCAGCUAUCUCCACCAUCAUCAAGUGAAGUUUCCAACUCAUCUUUGUCUCCAUCGAAACCUUCCUAUGGUUUCUUGGUGGCCAAAGGCUUACCCCGUUUUCGGGUGAAACAUUUAAAUUCCGAAUAUAUGGUCAAGAUGCCCAAUCUGGGUGUGUUAAUCUUUAAGAAUCUCACAUUGGCCAGUAACUUUAUCAAUCGGCAACUUUCACGAAGUGCAGAGCAUAAAGCAUUAUUACCAGCCGAUUGGAAAUUUUUGCCAUUGGAGUCUCAUCGACAGCUGCAGCAGUCGCCGCCAGGAGUAGCUGAAAGUCCCAGCCAGAAUAGCUCUCCUGCAGCGUCGACGACCAAAGCUAUCCUAAUUGAAGAUUAGAAACGGGAAAGAGGGGGGAAUCUUUAUUAAUUUUCCAAUUAUUUUUUUUAUUGUUGAUUUUGGCAACAGACACACACACGCAUAUAAAAUAUGUAAAAACAUUCACAUUUUGGCAAUUAGUUUUAAGAUAUAUACAUGAAUUUACCUUCA
Drosophila willistoni is the source of this 7211-nucleotide messenger RNA. RefSeq lists its product as uncharacterized. The record is from RefSeq and is a predicted model, not a curated record. Lineage: Eukaryota; Metazoa; Arthropoda; Insecta; Diptera; Drosophilidae. Gene Ontology annotation, biological process: double-strand break repair via homologous recombination; error-prone translesion synthesis. The transcript has 6 exons. Gene Ontology annotation, cellular component: nucleus; zeta DNA polymerase complex. Bases 207 to 7061 code for a protein of 2284 amino acids. Gene Ontology annotation, molecular function: DNA-directed DNA polymerase activity.